AUGCUUCUUCGCGUUGGACUAUCGUUGGUAGUGCUGCUGGGUUCCACCCACGCGUUGGCGCCGUCGUCGUCGUUGUCACGAUCGAAAACCGCGUUGGCGCUCGGGAUUCCGAAAUUUCUCUUGCCCGACGACUCUGAGCGGGACGGCACCGCGUCCGCUGAUGCGGUGUCAAAGGCCGAAGACCGGUCGGAAAAGAAGAUUGGUCUCGCCGGUAUUUUGCAAUUGAUGACGGCGGGUGCGGGAGCUCCCUUUUUGGGGGACUUUGAAGGCGUCGACAAGGAAACGGGAAAGUUCAUGUUCAGUCUGGAAGCCAACAAUUUGGUGGACGAAGAGGGACAAUCCAAGCAAACCAAAAUGCCGUACUUUGAAAACGGAUGGGUCGAUCCGGAAGACGAGAAACGAGCCAAGGAAGCCUUUAAAUUCCCCUGGCAAAAGUAG
Phaeodactylum tricornutum CCAP 1055/1 is the source of this 438-nucleotide messenger RNA. RefSeq lists its product with no specific name. The transcript has a single exon. The coding region runs from base 1 to 438 and encodes 145 amino acids. NCBI's taxonomy places the organism in Eukaryota, Bacillariophyta, Bacillariophyceae, Surirellales, Neidiaceae. The record is from RefSeq and is a predicted model, not a curated record.